CAUCAACGGCGCACUGUAUAUAAGAACCGCAACUCCGCAUGCGCUCGGCGACGGUUGUUGUUUUUUCGUUGGCGAGAGGAUGUCGCGCUAUAGCCGUUAUGGUGGCGAAACAAAAGUGUAUGUUGGUAACUUAGGAACAGGCGCUGGUAAAGGAGAACUUGAAAGAGCUUUCAGCUACUAUGGGCCAUUACGUACAGUGUGGAUUGCACGAAACCCUCCUGGAUUUGCAUUUGUUGAGUUUGAAGACCCAAGAGAUGCUGAAGACGCUGUUCGUGGUCUAGAUGGAAAGGUAAUCUGUGGUUCCAGGGUUCGAGUGGAGUUAUCAACUGGUAUGCCUCGUAGGUCUCGCUAUGAUAGACCCCCAGCACGGCGACCAUUUGAUCCUAAUGAUAGAUGUUAUGAAUGUGGUGAGAAAGGUCAUUAUGCUUAUGACUGUCAUCGCUACAGUCGUCGGAGAAGAAGCAGGUCACGGUCUCGGUCUCAUUCAAGGUCCAGAGGAAGAAGAUAUUCUCGCUCACGCAGCCGCAGUCGUGGCAGGAGAUCCAGGUCUAUCUCAGCUCGCAGAUCUAGAUCGCUGUCUCCUCGUAGAUCUAGAUCUAUUUCGCCACGUAGAUCCCGUUCAGGUUCUUUAAAGAGAUCAAGGUAAUUUGGCUAGUAUUUAUGAUUGCGAAAUAGACACUUCUUAGUUUUUGACUGCUGUAAUACUGUAUGUGUGCAUUAAUUAAAUCAGGCCAGCAGCUAUCAGUAUUGUGAAUUUUACCAGACUCAGUAUUAGGAACAUAAUUGCAGUUAGCCCUUGUUAUCUGUGGUUUCAUAUAUUUAUAAUUGCGAAAUAAACUAAACUUAAUAGAAGCAGAGGUUUUAGCAUCUCUCUUUCUCUGGUUUUUGUUAUUUUAUAUGUAAAGUAGUGGAAGAUCUUUUUUGCAUGUGUGCAAAAUGCAUUUAUUAAGGACUAAAUCAUCUGUGUAGUGUUCCUCUACUCUCAUUGCAGUGUCAUGAUGAAUCUCUGGCUCAGCCAAGUAUAAGACUGAAUGGCAGCUGGCUUUUGGAGUAGUUUGGCUGGUGACUGAGAGGUCUUGCUGUACAUAGCUCAUACUGGCUUUCCUGCUUUGGGGUGCUCUUAGGUCACACUGCUGAACUGUACUCUUCCUCACAGAUUGUUUAUUAUGAUAGAGCUGCAGGUGCUCUGGAGAUUGGUAGCAUCCACUGGCACAAUUGAGAGAUCACCAUCAGUAGUUGCAGUAGCACUAGCAUCCAGUGGUAUGAGUGAGAGGCCUCUCCACUGAUACAGUGAAAGAGAGGAUAAAAGUGAGCAUCAGUGGAAAAAGUCCAUCACCAGUUGAACCAGUUACUUUGAAGAAAGCAAGCCACAUGAAACCUUGCAACUAGACUGACCCAGUGAGAUCUGCUGUGACUGAGUGAGGAAGAACAAAUACUGUUGUGCUACCAAAUGACUGCUGGGGGAGGAAAUACUUGUGGAAAGGAGGAUAACUCUCUGUCACAUAGUUUAUAGAUUUGGAGUCUUAUAAUUUGCAGUUUUCUGCUGUUUUAAACUGA
Python bivittatus (Burmese python) is the source of this 1557-nucleotide messenger RNA. The record is from RefSeq and is a predicted model, not a curated record. NCBI's taxonomy places the organism in Eukaryota, Metazoa, Chordata, Lepidosauria, Squamata, Pythonidae.